Molecule: messenger RNA, 756 nt
Organism: Zychaea mexicana
Lineage: Eukaryota; Fungi; Mucoromycota; Mucoromycetes; Mucorales; Lichtheimiaceae
Exons: 3
Coding region: 117-575 (152 amino acids)
Source: RefSeq, a predicted model, not a curated record
GAAAAGAGUGAAUAGCAAAACAGGCUGAAAACAACCGGAAUAUGCAUUAGAAAAUUAUAUUAAUUAUAAUGUUAUUACUGCUACUGCUGUUAUUAUUCUAAGAAGAAAACCGUCGUAUGAUUUACUUAUUAGCCAUCCCAUUUGACAGGCUCCCAUCUCAUGAUUUUUCUUGCCAAGUCUUUGCUCCUAUCUUCUGUCUGCUUGUCCUGAUUACUGCUUGGCCCUACCGCGGGGCUUUGUGUAAUCGAAAAAGUAAAACACAAACAUUGCUUUACAGAUACACAGAUAAGCAUGGUACACAUUUACUCACAGGCCAACAGCACGCUGCCGCUUAUAUAGUAAUAAUAUCGACAGCCAAAAACGGAAAGGAGCUACAAGCCCGAUGCGGCCCGUCCGAUCUCCGGAAACGAGUGGACCGACGCCAUGACCGCAACCGUGCAUGCAAAGCGACCCGACACAUGCGCCGUUUCAUAGCAUUUACAAAUAAGGCCUAUGGGGUAAUCUCACUCUACACACAGCCCCGGAGUUUGGAACGCUCGUUGCCAGGUCUAUUCCGUCGCUUGGAUACCAUAUAAACUGGGCUUGCUUACAGACAUCGCAAUGCUACAAAAUCUUCCUUACGACUUGCAACAAGUCAUUUGCGAGAUGGCCAUAGGUCCUAAUGGCAAUGACCCAUUCGCUUUCCGGGCCAUGCGAGUAUGCAAGCUGUGGGCUCACUAUGUUUGCAGCGUUCUGUACAGGUAAGGGAAGAGGUGG